Leptomonas pyrrhocoris is the source of this 2868-nucleotide messenger RNA. RefSeq lists its product as hypothetical. The record is from RefSeq and is a predicted model, not a curated record. The coding region runs from base 1 to 2868 and encodes 955 amino acids. The transcript has a single exon. NCBI's taxonomy places the organism in Eukaryota, Euglenozoa, Kinetoplastea, Trypanosomatida, Trypanosomatidae.
AUGUCGCACAAGCAGUCCCUCAUCAUGCCGCUGGAGGACGCCGACCCCCGACUCUUCGGCACCGCAGCCGAGCGCGCCUCCGCAUCCGCCGUCGGGCAGAACACGGCACGAAGCCACCACACCGAAUCCCCGCACGCCAGCGCCCUCGCCCAGACCGCUGCCGCCGCCUCCUCGUCCCCUGCCGCGUCGCCAUCCUCGCUCGGUGUAAACGGCGGUGGGCUCGCCUCCGGCGCUGGUGCUGGGGCCUCUUCCUAUGUGAGUGAGGCGAGCCUUGACUUCCAGCGCACCCUCCUCCAGCAGCAGCUGCAGCAGGGACAACGGGAGAUGGAGCGGCUCAAGCGGGAGCUGCAGGAGGCGAACGGCCGCCUGGCCGACACACGACAGCAGUUAAAUGAGCAAAAGGCCGCCCACACCUCCCUCUCCCUCCGCUACAGCACCGCCGUGGAGCGGCUGACCAUGGUGGAGGGCGACAUGAGGAAGUUAGAGGCGCAGCUGGUGCAGGAACGAAAUCAGCGGCACCAAGUCCAGAGCGAGCGGGAGGAGCAGCGGCUGGCGCUGCGGGAGCUGCAGUGGGCACACGAGCGGCUGCAGCGACAGCUGGAGCAGCUCGAGGCGAACAAAGGCCUCGACCCGAAAGAGGUCCAACGCGCCCUCGAGGAUCGCUCGCAGUACAUCCCUACCGUCGAGGUGCACCGGAUGCAGACAGAGAUGCAGAACACGCAUCAGUCGCUCGUGGAUCGGCUGCUGACGGCGCUGGAGUCGUUGGUGGUGUCGAGCGAAGAGUCGCAGACGAACUUCUUUGUCGCACGCAGCGCGGUGCUCUCCGCGGCGACGGACGUCAGCGCCCGCCUGCAGCGCGCCGAGGCCGCCUUGGAGGACGUCGAUCAGCAGCGGAUGUCCUACAACGAGGGGUUGGAAAAAGAGACGGACGAGUUUCUGCUGGCGGUCAUGUCGGAGAACAAGGACCUGUGGCAGCAGCUGACGCUCCUGCAGAACGAGUACGACAUGGCCGUCGCGGAGGUGCGGCUUAGGUCGUCGCAGGGCGGGUCGGUCACGGCCGAGGAGCACGCCUACGCGCAGCGGCAGCUGGAGGUGAUGACGGAGCGGCUGGGCAAGGCGCAGCAGUUGGUGGAGUCGCAAACAAUUCUCGCCCGCGCACACGAGGAGGAGAUGGCGGAGCUGCUGGAGGCUAACGACGCGAUGCAGCGCCGAUUGGAGGAACAGCAAGGGACGGUCGCGAAUAAGGACGCUGCUCUGACGGAGGCCGACGCUGCGCUGCGCGAUGCCACGUCGCAGAUCGAGGAGCUGCAGGACGCGCUGCGCGAAGAGCGUCAGCGCGCGGCGGCGAUGGCGGCCGAGAUGAAAGCGACACAGCGCACCAUGCAGGACGAGUACGACGCUCGCGUGCGCCAGCUGGAGCACGACUGCGGCGUCGCCGACGACACGGCAGCCACGCUGCAGCACACACUGGACGAAACCGCCGCGAAGCUCGACAUCGUAGAGCGCAACUUGGCGGCCCGCAGCCGCGACUUCGACGCCUUCAAGCAGCAAACACAGCAGCAGGCCGCGGAGAAGUCCGCCCGCUACCGCGACGAGCAGCAGCGUGUGCAGGCGGCGAUGGAGGAGGAGCUCAACGCUCUGCGCGCACAGCUGGACGAGGCGCAGGCUGCAGCGAGGGCGGCGGCACGGCAGCAUGACGACGCCGCAGCGCGGGAGGGUGCGGCUGCCGUGGCGAGUCAAGCCGCAGCGCAGGAGGUAGCGCGCCUGCAUGACGAGGUCGACGCAGCGCUGCGUCAGCUGAGGGCCGAGCAGGAGUUGCGGCAGCGGGCGCAGGACGAGGUGGAGGAGCUGCGCGGCUCGCACGACGAGGGCAGAACCCUGGCGACGGAGCUGCAGAGGCGCAACGAGCUGCUGACGAAAGAGAAGGCAGAGGUGACGGAGGCGCUGGCGGCGGAAAAGUCGCGGCAGGAGCAGCGCUACACCGCCCUCCACACGGACUGGCGCACCGCCGAGAAGGCCCGCGCGUCGCUGCAGGAGGAGGUCAAGACACUGCGCACGCGCUGCGGCGAGCUCGAGACGGCCAACAUGACGCAAGAACGACAGACGCAGGACAAGGAGCAGCUCAUGCGGGAGAACCUGCGCCUGCACGAACAGUAUCAGCUGAUCCAACGGGAGUGCGCGGCGCUGCGGGAGGACGCGAAGGCGCUAAAGCAGCGCGGUGAGGACGACGCGCAGUGGAUGCGGCAGGUGGAGGAGCUGCAGCGGCGACUGCGAGAGCUGCCGGAGUUGCGCCAGGCCGCCGACGCCGCACGCCGCGACGCGCUGACGGCGAAGGAGGAGACGGAGUUGCUGCGGCGCGAGCGGGAUCAGCUGACUCAGAAACUAGACACCUUUCUGGAGGACGCGAAGGUGCAGGCGAGGCGCGAGGACGACUUUGAACGGGUGUGCCGUGAAGCCAGCGCCGCCGCCCAGCGGGUGGGCGGUAUGGUGUCCUCCGCGAAGGAGAGCAGCACGCGGUACCACGUGUUCCGCAAUACAAACCCGACCGGGCGUGCGCUGAGUACGAGUGCGGGCGGUGGUGGUAGUGCUGCUGCUACGCCGAGCGCAGUAGUGGGCAGCGGCAGCCCCCGUGUUUCCACAACGGCGGUAGGCGGCGGCCUAACGUCGUCAUCCCCGUCCCUGGGUCGUGCCGCCCCUGCUGGUGCGGCUGUGCAGCAUCGCAGUCCAGUUGGAUCAAUGCACAAUAAUAAUGUUAUUAGCGGCGGCACGCCGAGCAACAGCGUGGCGGGUCAGAGCCCGCGUGCUGGGGAUCCCGAAAUAUCCGUUGUGCGGUCUUCUACGUCCUCUCCGUCACGGCCUUGGCAUUAA